Messenger RNA from Pseudoliparis swirei, 2917 nucleotides. RefSeq names its product serine and arginine rich splicing factor 2b (gene srsf2b). The transcript is spliced from 2 exons. The record is from RefSeq and is a predicted model, not a curated record. Bases 222 to 977 code for a protein of 251 amino acids. NCBI's taxonomy places the organism in Eukaryota, Metazoa, Chordata, Actinopteri, Perciformes, Liparidae. Gene Ontology annotation, molecular function: RNA binding.
UUGGGGGUAGUUGACGAGCGCGAGGCAGACGGAGUUGUGCGGGAAGACGUCGCGUGUGUUUCCGUUGUUCGUCUCCAAGUCCUCCACAGACGAAGCCAAUUCGUUUAAACUACACCCUCGCGGGUGUGUGCGUUGACCUCUGUCGAACAGGUAGGCUCUGCGCAGCCGAGAUAAAAACAGUUUUAACGGAAGCCUUUUAGGCCCCGGCCGCUUUAAUCGCCAUGAGUUACGGUAGGCCUCCGCCAGACGUCGACGGCAUGACUUCCCUUAAAGUGGACAACUUAACGUACCGCACGUCGCCCGAGACCCUCCGGCGCGUGUUCGAGAAGUACGGCCGCGUUGGAGACGUGUACAUCCCCCGGGACAGGUACACGAAGGAGAGCCGCGGGUUCGCCUUCGUGCGGUUUCACGACAAGCGCGACGCUGAGGACGCCAUGGACGCCAUGGACGGCGCGCUGCUCGACGGCCGCGAGCUCCGGGUGCAGAUGGCCCGCUACGGGAGACCCCCGGACUCCCACUACGGCGGCAGCGGUGGCGGCGGAGGAGGUGGAGGCGGCGGGGGCGGAGGAGGAGGAGGUGGUGGAGGCGGCGGUGGCAGCCGGAGAGGAGCAGGCCCCACCAGGAGAUACGGCGGCCAUGGACGCAGAAGCAGGAGCUCUUCUCCCAGCCCGAGACACAAGAGGCGCAGCCGGUCCCGCAGCAGGAGCCGGUCCCGUUCCCGAAGCCGGUCCCGCUACAGCCGGUCCCGUUCCAGGUCCUACUCCCGAUCCAAGUCCCACUCCCCCAGGAACAAGAAGGCCAAGGCGAAGUCCCCGUCUCGUUCCAGAUCUAGAUCCAGGUCCCGGUCCAAAUCCAAGUCAAAGUCCAAAUCCAAGUCUAGAUCCAGAAGCCCCAGCCCUCCCUGCAAAAGAGAGUCCAGGUCGAGAUCCAAAAGCCAGCCCAAGUCAGCAGCAGAGAAUGGAGGCGAAACCCCGUAGAGCUCAGAGCCAGGUGAGUGAUGACCACACGUUGAUGCGCAUUUAGUGUGAAGUCCUUAGGGACCGAGGCAGACCAGUAAUGACUAGCUGGUAAGUUGACCCCUUUAGGCACUCUGACCUUUACAGGCUCAAACUAAAACACUCUUGUUUUACUUUAUGACAGUUGCUCAACAAAAGAUUUCCUCGGAGCCGUUUCCUCCUGAGAACCUGAUCUGCAGCCCAGAUGCUUGAGCUCAUAGUCACAUGUUCCUGUCGUAGCCAGUGUGUGCCAGCUCGCCAUGUUCACUGCAUACUGAGCACCGUGUUUGUGAAGAACGGCCCUGUAAACCAAAUCUGGACUUCUCUCUUCCCAAGCUGCGGCAUCCUGUUUGCUAAAGCGGAGUUUGAGCUGAGCUGAGGCAGUAUGAGCAGUUAGAAGGGAGGUGGUGCUGCCUGCUGCUGGCCAGAGUUUGUGAGCAGCAGGGUGGAGGCAGUCAGAGGUGGGGUUUGGUGUGGAGGUACGUCUGUCCUCCAGGCCGCUGGUGCUCGAGGGCGCUGAGGUUUGUCCAACUCUCCUCCAUGUCGUCGGUUCAGUUGCAUUUUCCUUUACACACAUUUUCAAUGUGACAGAUUACCAUUAAAUCAACCUAUAUUUAUAAUUAGGUGGUAUUCAGUGUAAACAGACAACUCAAACCAGGUUCUGAUCGUCGUAAGCGGCUUCCUGCCGGGCGUAUCUGAUCACCAUUACUGUCCUGGACAUUUAUUUCAUCCCCGUUGAGGCGUGAGAUCUUUUGUCCGUCACUUGUUUUUAAAACUCAAAGACACUCAGUUUAUUACGCAGAAGAAAAAAGACUCCAAAUAGAAAGAGUGAUUAGAACAUUAAUCUCUUUCCAGGCUCUCCUGGUGCCUGAGGUUUUACAGUAUAUACAAAGUACACGAAUAGUACUACUAGUACUGAAAAUAGCUGUGGAGGAAAAUGCAGCGUGUGGAAACUCUGAAUCCUCUGCCUCCGGCUGAAGGACGAGCUCGUUGUAGCCGAGGAGAUGUGUGAGGCCGAGUGAAGCUCUACAUGUGCAGCGCGUGUGUUUCUACAUGCUAACUUUGUUCUGUUCUGACAGUUUUCAGGUGAAAGGGGCGGAGCUUGCAGUCCUGCCGGAUCAAUCUGAGCAACAGUGUCCUGCUGUCAAAGGUUAUUAUUGUGUCUUCCAUGCUUUGCUUUUGUUUUAUUUGGUCACUUCGUUGAUGUGAUUCUAUUUUCAUACCGAUUUUAAAACCUGGGAGAAUUCUUCUUGUAUUGAACACACGAGUCGUUUGUUGCUCUUUUUGUUUUUGUUCUCCACUGUUUGAACACCACCUGGAUGUAGUAAACCUCACAUUGAUCUGGGUUAACUAAAGCCCGACUGCCGCAUGGAUGAUGAUUUAAUGACUGAGGGAGGUUCGUCUUGUUUUAGUGACCAUUAAAGAACAGUUAGUCUCAUUAUCACUUCUCUUGUCUUUCUCAAUUAAUCUGUUGACUUUUCUACAUUUAAUUGUUUGCUCUGUAAAGUUUUUCCUCCAAAGAUCAAACAGAUAAUAAACUGAUUUAUUUUCUGUCCGUCGCAAAGUGAUAAAAUAAUUUUGGCGUGAGCCGUUCCCCCCCGAGGGCUCAGCGCGUCUCUUUCUGGUUCUUAAUGUCUCGAUGUACGUUCCCCUGUGACAUCACAACGCCGUCAUGUCAGAUACAUGUGUGCCCGUAGUUUCAGGUCAUAGUUCAGACUUUGUUUUCUUUUACUGUGUUGCUCCUAAUCCUGCUUGUGUGUUUGUUUUGUGCACUAGGCGCAGUUGUGUAGCCGUUGAGUUUUGCUGGUUAGCUGUUAAGGUGGCGUGUUGCUCUGCUGCGAUGUGUCCAGUGUUCUCCAGAGAGCGGCUGGGAGGCCCAGUGGGACGACAUGUGACAAUAAAGAUUGCUGUUUUGUCUAAAA